CCUCUUGGCCUGCAUGUAGUUAAGAUAGCUAAUGUAGUGGGAAACACACUGAAAAAGUUUGAUCGGUUGGAAUUGCGGGAAGGACGAAGAGCCAAGCAAGACUGUCGUAGUGACCUCACUGGCCUAAUAAAUACACGCUCGACCCUAUAGGCUACGAUUGCUCCUUCCCACUCAACUGAGGAUCUGCAUCACGGUUAUAUUCCAGUCUGGAUAUAGGAUAAUAGGAGUGUGCCCUUGUCCUCCUGGUACAAUGUGGCUCUCCUCCGCGCUCUGUUCAGCGUUGGCAGUCCUAGGUAGCGCCGCAAAUCCGCUGACGAGGAGGACGGCUCUUGACGACUGCCUGAUCGCCGCCCAGGUCCCGGUCGACGCUCCGGGCACAGCUGACUGGGAGGCCGAUGCCAGGGCGUUCAACCAACGACUUCAAUAUACACCAGCCGCAAUCGCCGUCCCAACAACCGUUGAGCACAUACGCGCUGCCGUUUCUUGUGCCGCGAAGAUAGGGGUCAAGGUGAACCCAAAAUCCGGCGGGCACAGCUAUGCAUCCUUUGGUCUGGGUGGCGAGAAUGGUCAUCUUGUUGUGCAGCUCGACCGCAUGAACAACGUCACGCUCAACAAUGCCACUCAUAUUGCGACAGUCCAGCCAGGAGCACGGCUGGGCCAUGUGGCGACGCUUCUCUACCAACAGGGGAAGAGGGCUUUCAGCCACGGGACAUGUCCUGGCGUUGGUGUUGCCGGGCAUGCACUACACGGCGGCUUUGGCUUCAGUUCGCAUACAUACGGCUUGGCUCUCGAUUGGAUAGCCGGCGCAACUGUGGUGCUCGCCAACGGGAGUGUGGUUGAGGCUUCCGAGUCCGAGAAUCAGGAGCUCUUCUGGGCUCUCCGAGGUGCCGGAUCCAACUUUGGCAUCGUGGCAUCCUUCCGGUUCAAGACGUUUCCAGCACCCCCCGAGCUAACGACCUACGAAGUGAACUUGCCGUGGAGAAACGCUUCUGCCAUGGUCGCGGGUUGGGCGAGCCUCCAGGACUGGCUCAGCACUGGCGGAAUGCCCAAGGAAAUGAAUAUGCGCCUUCUCGGCAACGGGUACCAGACUGUGCUGCAGGGCAUGUACCACGGCAACUCAACUGCUCUGCGGACAGCGAUCCAGCCCCUGCUUACCAGGUUGAACUCGACACUCUCGAACGUUGAGCAGAGCGAUUGGAUGGGGGCCUUCUCACACUACUCCUACAGUAGGACGAUUGACAUUACCGGUCCAUAUAACCAGACCGAGACAUUCUAUUCCAAGAGCCUAGUCACGCCGGCGCUCCCCCCAAGCGUUCUACAGAACGUCGCCGAUUACUGGGUCCAAAAGGCCAGAAGAAACAGCCGGUCAUGGUACAUCAUCGUCGACAUGUAUGGCGGGCCGAACUCGGCCAUCACUAGGAUGCCGGCCAACGCCACUUCUUUCGCGUAUCGUGACCCUGUCCAGAACCUCUUUCUCUAUCAGUUUUACGACCGAACAAUGUGGGGCUCGUACCCGUCCGACGGUUUUAGCUUCUUGGACGACUGGGUCAAGAGUUUCACCGACGGCUUGAACGCGACGCAAUGGGGCAUGUACAUCAACUAUGCUGAUCCCCGGAUGAACCGCACACUGGCGCAGGACGUCUACUACAGACAAGGGCUUCAUCGCUUGAGCCAGCUCAAGAAGCAGUUUGACCCGGCCGAACUGUUCUACUACCCCCAGGCCAUUGAGCCGGCAACUGCGUGAGGUAGCUUUCAUAUCAUUCAGUAGAUAGAUAGAAAGUUAAUUGCCAUUGAAGACUAGUUGCACCGUUUCAACUCAAAAGAAGAGCGAGGGUUAGGAAUAUUAGUAAAAUAGCUCUAAAUCUAAGUAGUCGAGAGCCUAGUGAUAGAGUUAGUUGAAGUGGAAGAAGAAGAAGCCAUUCUGACGAAUCUAUAAUAUUUACGUUGCUAUAGGAAGGAAACCGCUAUUGUAGGAAGGAAGUUGUUACCUAAUGUAGGAAGGAAAUCAAGAUAGUUGGCUACUCUUGAUGGCUGCACUGGGCUGGAAGGUCGAAAGGUUAGGCACUUAUAUAUAGUUAGGUAUAUAUAACCCUAACCCUUCGGCCGUUUCUCCCUUUCCCAAAACGGUUGCGAACACGGCGGAAAUUCGA
This is a messenger RNA of Canariomyces notabilis, 2150 nucleotides long. Its product is annotated as Glucooligosaccharide oxidase. The transcript is spliced from 4 exons. The record is from RefSeq and is a predicted model, not a curated record. Lineage: Eukaryota; Fungi; Ascomycota; Sordariomycetes; Sordariales; Chaetomiaceae. Gene Ontology annotation, molecular function: FAD binding; oxidoreductase activity. Bases 251 to 1744 code for a protein of 497 amino acids.